This is a messenger RNA of Rotaria sp. Silwood2, 2913 nucleotides long. The record is from the annotation of a GenBank genome assembly. Lineage: Eukaryota; Metazoa; Rotifera; Eurotatoria; Philodinida; Philodinidae.
AUGUCUAGUAAACGAUUCUACCAGAAACCUGCGACUGAAAGACAACGAGAAUGUCGACAACGAACAACAAAUACAGAAUUUGAUUCAAAAUUAAAGGAAAUACGAGCUGAUGGUUUCCGAACUGAUAUUACUGAUGAAACACCUGAUGCAGCGAAAAUUUUGGUUGGAGAUUGUUGUGAACCUACUAACAGCCAUGAUUGUGAUCAAUUUGAUAAUGCAGAUUGUGUUAAUGGACCAGAUACAAAAGCAAAAAUUUCAAGUGAAGAUGAAGAUGGCGGCAUCAAUAAUGAUGAUGAAAAUAGCGGUGAUAUUGAUGAAGAUGGUGAUGAUGUUGAUGAAAGCAGUGAUAAUGAUGAUGAUGAAAAUGACAUAAUUAUACGCGACUUCAUUAGUUUAUUUGAUGUAAAUCGUGAACAAAAAUUGUAUUCGUCAUGUAAUUUAUCAAUUUAUAGUGCAUGUAUGGAAAUAGUUAAGCUUUGUCGAACUUUAAAUUUGAACAAACUACAAAUGCAGCAUUUACUGAACGGAUUACGUUUGUUAUUGCCAACAGAGAAUAAGCUACCACGUACAGUACCCAGUUUAUUAAAAAUCAUUUAUAGAACUUUACCAUCAAACAAAUCGAGUAAUCUUACUCUAAUGUUACAUGCAGAUGGAGCACCAGUUACUAAAGUUGGUAGGAAAUCACUAUGGCCAAUACAAUGUACAUUGGUAGAAAUCCCUCCACCAAUAAGAGAUCGUGCUGAUGCUACAAUGAUUUUCGGUGCAUGGUUAGGCGGUACUCAUCCUAACAGAAAUUUAUUAUGGUGCUGCAUUGUCGAGCAAAUUCAAGAUUUGUUUCAAAACGGAAUUACGAUCAAUAAUAGUGCCGGUCAAAAAUUUAAGUUCAUUGUACGUGCUCAAUACGCAACAUUCGAUUUGCCUGCUCUUGCACAGAACUGCAACACUAUGCAAUUUAACGGAUAUGAUGCAUGCCCUGAUUGUGAUAUUCAUGGUGUUGUUAUUGAGCGUCAAGUUUUUUAUCCAUACUCAGCUACACCAUCAACACCAAAAACUGAUCGUGAUUAUACAACUUUAACAACACAAAAAAUGUCGGCUGCAGCAUCGAAGGGAAUUAAAGGACCAACGCCAUUGACAAAAGUGCUUAUCUUUCCUGAUCAAAUAGUUAAAGACUAUAUGCAUCUCGUAUGUUCCGGUCAUUUUAAAACAUUGGUGACAUAUUGGGAAAAAAUUUUAUUACCUGGAGUUUUUGAUCAAGCUUCUGAUUAUCUUAUGUGUGUUAUUUUACCUCAUUCUUUUAGAUACCAAUUCACGCCACUUGCACAAUAUUCUCAAUGGAAAACUAAGAUGUUUCGAGAUUUUUUAUUGUAUAUAUCACCAGUUUUUGUAUCGUUAUUUCUGCCUGACUCUCUUGCACUACAUUUCAUUCAUUACUUUUUAUAUAUACGUGCUUUAUAUUUUUAUGAAGAUAUUAUGGAAUUAAAUGGUAUCGAAAAUAUUUUCGAUUAUUAUUAUAAACAUAUUGUAGAUUACUAUGGUGAAAAAUCGCAAUUAUGUACACUUCAUUUACAUUCUCAUUUGAAAGAUCAAGUGCUGAAACAUGGCGCAUUAGUAUUUACGUCAUGUUUUGGUCGUGAAUCUUAUAUAGGUUAUUCAUUAAAAUGGUGCAUUGGUAAGAAAUACAUAUUAGAACAAUUCAGUACAUGGUAUCAAGUAGAUCGAUCAUUGGCUACAACAAACUCAAUCACACUUGAUGAUAUAUUUCAUAUGGAAAAACUUGACGAAACUUACAUGGACAAAUGUUAUAUACAAAAUUAUCAACAAAAAUUAAUAAUAUGUUCAAACAAAAGAAAUAUUGAUAUAACAACAUCAAAAUAUUAUUCUCGUUAUUCUCGUGGAAUAAAAAUGUUUCAUUCUCGGGUAUAUACAAGAGGUGGUAAUGCAAUUAGCUAUCUUGUAUCAGUGUUAACUGAGACAUGCCCAAUGAAUAGAAAAACAUGUCUUGCUGAAGUUUUAUUUUAUUUUCGAUCUUCUGGAAAUAAUUAUGCAUUUAUCAAAAAAUAUCGGUAUAUGGACUCACCGCCAACAUGUCACAAACGUGCACGAAGAUCAACAGCUGGGAUUAAUAAACGUUAUGAUGAACAACAUUAUGUACUAGUUUCUUUUCCACAAUUAAACAAACAUAGUAUUGUUCCAGCUGCUAGUAUUGAUAUUGAUCCUCUUGAUAAACAAAUUGGUAGUAUUAAAACGUUCGGAUCAAGAAAAAACUUGCGAAUUGUUAGUAGUGGUCCAAAGGAAGUUAUGAAAGAACGUGCAUCACGUUAUGCUGUUUCAGCUGGUAGUGAAGAAGUUGAACUUGUUCCUGAUGAGGAAGAAAACAAAGAAAAUCAAGAUUUUGAUGACGAAUACUCUCCGUCUGUCACCCAUAGGAUGAAUAACGAAUCUAAGAAACGAAUUACGUCAAGUGAACAAUCAAAAUCACAAAUUCAAACAACAUUCUCAAAUAUUAAUGAUCAAACGACAACAACACCAUCAAAAGAUUUCUAUUGUGAAAAAACUCCAUUAUUUAAUCGUCAAUUAAAUUUUAAUCGUGUUUAUUCAUCUAAAACAGGAACGAAAAGGCGUCUUGAAGAUAAUCAAGAUGAAAGUUCAUUGAGUGGUAGUGACGAAGUGGAUGACGAAUGUGAUUUUAUACAAAUGAAAUGUAUGAUUCUUGAUGAUAACAUGAGUGUUACAUGGAAAGAAGUCAUGGAAUCCCUUUCACGACAACAUAUUGAUGAAGAGAACAACAAAAAGAAAAAGAUUAAUAAACAAUCUUCAUCUUCAUUAGUGUUAAGCAAUACAACAUCUCAAUGUUCAUCAUUGACAACGGUUUCUAAUGAAGAAGAAGCUACAGCAACAAAACCAUUGAUGUGA